AUGGAGGACGGACCCAUCGUGUCCCAAAAUAUUAUGGGUCUAGUCUAUGUUGACGCAAGUCGAGGAGAAGAGAUUCGCUGUCAGUUGGAAAGACUUCGAGGAGAUAAUCAGUACAUUUCGUUCAAGAAAUUUGGUCACAGGAUUAGACAUGACGCAGGAUCAGGCGAAUUUCAAUUCUUCAGACUUGAUUUAAGUUCAAAGCCAGCAAAUUAUUCAACCCAAGCGAUUUGA
Messenger RNA from Botrytis byssoidea, 231 nucleotides. RefSeq lists its product as uncharacterized. Lineage: Eukaryota; Fungi; Ascomycota; Leotiomycetes; Helotiales; Sclerotiniaceae. The record is from RefSeq and is a predicted model, not a curated record. Bases 1 to 231 code for a protein of 76 amino acids. The transcript has a single exon.